AUGGUUGAAUUCAUCACAGUAAAUGGAGCCCAGCUCGCUUACGAGCUGAGUGGACCCAAAGAUGCGCCGCUCAUGAUUACUCUUCAUGGCGGAAGAGGAAUGGUAGGUGAUCAUAGGUCCGACUACAAAGUAUACAGCCACCUCAAUGAUAGCAUCCGUGUGCUCUCUUUUGACUUUCGGGGGCACGGUCAAAGCUCCUGCACAAAGCCUUACACGUUUAAACAGAUCGUCGAUGAUAUCGAGGGUGUACGACAACAUUUCUUAGGACCCGAUGACAAGGUUAUCAUUUGCGGUGGAAGUUUUGGAGGCUUUCUCGCGCAGCAAUAUGCCAUCAGUUAUCCAUCAAAAAUUUCGUACUUGAUUCUACGAGGGACUGCAGCGUCACAUCAUCAUGAGGAGGGCGCCAUCAAGACCCUCGAAGCCAGAAUCAGCAAAGUACCUAGCUUCUCGAAGGAGAUGCUGCGAGACAAGGUCUUUGGCGCAUAUGAUGACGACGAAGAUUUCAGACUGGUACAUUUUGCUAUGAUGCCUUUGUAUCGAGAAGAAUACGAUGCAAAUGCCGGCCUCAAGUCUUGCCGGGAUACGGUUUAUGUCGCAGACUCUCACAACGAUCUUUACUCCGAGGAAGAAAAGUACUUUGAUUACGUCGACCAACUGGGUAGUAUUCAGGCGAAGACUUUGGUCAUUGUUGGCGACCAAGACUGGAUUUGUCCGCCAGGCCCAGAUAACUCGAGGUUAAUUGCUGAUCGGAUCAACAAUGCCGAAUUGCUCGUGGUUCCCGGUGCAAACCAUGGCGUGCAUAUUGAGAAAACAGACUUGGUCAUUUCCAAGAUUAGGGAGUUUUUAGAAUUAUAG
Molecule: messenger RNA, 855 nt
Organism: Fusarium redolens
Lineage: Eukaryota; Fungi; Ascomycota; Sordariomycetes; Hypocreales; Nectriaceae
Product: Alpha/Beta hydrolase protein
Exons: 5
Coding region: 1-855 (284 amino acids)
Biological process (GO): proteolysis
Molecular function (GO): peptidase activity
Source: RefSeq, a predicted model, not a curated record